Messenger RNA from Pyricularia grisea, 2755 nucleotides. RefSeq lists its product as uncharacterized. Bases 503 to 2293 code for a protein of 596 amino acids. The transcript has 2 exons. NCBI's taxonomy places the organism in Eukaryota, Fungi, Ascomycota, Sordariomycetes, Magnaporthales, Pyriculariaceae. The record is from RefSeq and is a predicted model, not a curated record.
GUUCGAUCUGUCAACGCUCCCUCAUCAGCCUUACCUUUUACUGUACCCGCCGCCAAGCUUCUAUUUUGCAACGAUGAAUUCCAAAGGUGGGACUCGGGGUGGUGCUAGAUGUGGUGCUCGGUGCAGACGAUUGCGGUCGCUUCAAGCUGUGCCGCCCCCAUCUCCCCAUGACAUGUCUUCCUUUGUAUAUUGAGAUCAAGCUUGCGGAAACUUCCUCACGCCAUUGCCAGUCUUUCAACUCGAUGCGGACAACCAAAUCUCACGACCGUGGCUGUGAACCUCAAUAACCUAUUGGGCCGCAAUUGGCCCUCGUUUAUUUCUCCUUGCCGAGCCGAAAGCACGCACUGUCACGGUUCUUGUGCCUCCCAAGACAGAAUCAACUUGGCGACCACUCAUAUAUUUACCUGAGGCAGUCGUGUCUACAACAUCAACCUGCGCAGUUCUUAUAUGACUGUUGGAAUUCCCAAGUGCUUCCUAGGCCAUCACCCACCAUUCAUGUGCCAUGUCUCAGAUGGCUUUGCCUCUCAGUUGCCGAUUCCAGGUCUCGGAUUGUUAUUUGUCAGACAAAUCCCUCAAAUCCGCCAACUUUACUCCCGAGCUUAUUUUGCACUCUCCAACCGACGGAAUGGGUUCCAGCCCCCAGGAGGGUGGUUUUCUAGACCCCGGCGCGGGGUCAUCAUCCGACCAGGACCUCCGCAAAUGCCACGAAUCCGCCAACCAACGCUCAAAGAAGCGGGAGCUUCGUCGACAAAACUGGGAGCAACAUCGGGCCACCAUCAAACGCUUGUAUAUUGACGAGGGCAGAAAACUCAAUGAUAUUGUUGAGUUUAUGACGCGGGAGCAUGAUUUUGUCGCCAACUCGCGAAUGUACAAGCACCGACUCAGUCAGUGGGGAUUGAUCAAAUAUAACCGCGAAUCGGAUGUACAGCGUGUUUUGUUGGAGAAGAAGAGGAGGGAGGCCGAGGGCAAAGAUAGUCAUAUCGAGAUCAAUGGCCGUCCAGUCGACUUUGAGCGCAUCCAAAAGUAUCUGCAGCGCAGGAAGGUUUCAGUGGAUGAUUUUAUCGAAGACAAUUUCGAAGCCGGUGGCAGCAUCAUGGAGAAUCCCGGAACACCUUCAAGGGAAGACGCCCUGUCCAUCACGAUUCGCACACCAUCACCCUUGCCAUACUAUAGGGAACCAACAUUACCCGCGCCUCCCAUGUCACUAGGAUUGUCCCUUUCUCCAAUUCCACAACAACCAUCAUCCUCGCCGGUCUUCCAGGUCGCUGAGGAAGUGAUAUGGGAUACCCGAGCAUGCGCCUCAGAAAUAGCCGACAGGGAUGACUACGCCAAGGUCGCCCAGCCAACCCCUCUCGGAAUCGCAUUUACGGACUCUGUUAUGAUGAUUCGCCUAUUCAUGACGGAAAAUGAUCCCAACCAGGCGGGGGAAUACAUGCAGCAUGCAUGUGAUCAAAUAAAGGACCUCCUCCAGCAAGCACCGUUGGAAGCCCUCCUCUGUCUCUUUGAAGCGGUUCUCUUCUUGGCAGAAGUCGCGCCGGAAGUGGUCGCGCUGAUCCUACAGCAUGCUGCGGACAUGUCUGCUGUGCUGGUGACUCCUGGGACACAUCCUAUGCGUCAUGUCCUCACCAAGUUUGCAGAGAUAUCCAGGGGGAAAGACCCGGACUCCAUGCUUGCUCUCAGACAAACGGCCGCCAGGGCUUUCCAGUGUCAUUUGGCCACAUGGGAUCGUAUUCUGGGUCCCAGAUCGCCAGUGAUGCUAUAUUGGUAUAUCCGCUACUUGCGCGUCCUGAGCCCUGAGGAUGUGGCGGAUGGCCAUUUUCACAGCACUGAGCGCCUGGUGCAUGAAAUGCUGAGCCUGGAGUGGUAUAAAGCUGCGCCCAGGACGUCCACAUUAGCAGAAGAGCUUCGUGGGAACAUGUCAGCGGGGAUUCCCUUGGAGCGCUGCUCUAUGCUUGUCCGUUGGGAGAUGGCAUAUGCGCGGUCUGCGCCUACCAUUUAUCGACUGCUCCAAACUUUGCUUGCCAAUCUCGAGCGACAUGCCACUUCAUCUGGCUCGGGGUUAUCUGUCUCGCAAGCAUUCAUUCACUUUAUUCUUGCUGGGUCUGCGAGAGAUCUGAAGAGGCCUCCAGACGCAACUAGUCAUGGCAGCCGUGCAGUGGAAAUUUUAGGCAGUCUUGGUAUGCAAGACACUGCCGAUAGUGUACAAAUUUGGAUGGAUAAAUGGGAGGAUAUUGCACAUAUCGGGACUGAUGCCUAUAGGGCACAACUUCGGAUGGCUGCCUUUGGCCAAUAGGCCUAAUGCGCGUAAAAUUUCAUGCUUGACCGCGCACGAAUGGGCAUUAAUCAAUGUUAGGUCUGAACUAGACCCGGCUUUAUGGAUUGUUCUUUUUUGCAUAAGAUGCCCAAGCAUCGCAGCACUCAUCGGUGAAUACAGUACUUCGCCAAUAGACUCUAUUUCUGGAAUCCCCAGGGGGGGGCUACCGUAUGUCUGAAGUAACCAACGGUAGCGACUUGGCAAGUUUGGAACCAAUUGGCGCAGUGGGGGUAAGCGUAUGACCACCGGAAUCGGUUCACCGGAGCGGAGAUGUUAGAUUACUGGGGAGAGCACACCAACAGUAAAGCAGGCCUGUCUACUGGUGAUCGAGAAUGCAUGUCUCCUGCUUCUGCGACUCUUUGCAUCAACCCUCGUCUAUAUUUGUAUCACUUCGGUGCCACUACAAUAUUACUUUUUGAGCCUCCCUGAAGGUGUAUCGGC